Acyrthosiphon pisum (pea aphid) is the source of this 3631-nucleotide messenger RNA. RefSeq names its product remodeling and spacing factor 1. Gene Ontology annotation, cellular component: RSF complex. The record is from RefSeq and is a predicted model, not a curated record. Gene Ontology annotation, biological process: negative regulation of DNA-templated transcription. The transcript is spliced from 13 exons. The coding region runs from base 35 to 3391 and encodes 1118 amino acids. Gene Ontology annotation, molecular function: histone binding. NCBI's taxonomy places the organism in Eukaryota, Metazoa, Arthropoda, Insecta, Hemiptera, Aphididae.
CUAUAGUAAACCUCAAGAGUCCCAGAUAAAUAGUAUGACAAAAAUUGUUGCAUGUGAUAAAGAUAAUCAACCACAAAUUAGUUACAAAACUAAUAAAUAUGAUACAGAUCAUAAGGUCGAAUGCAAAAAAAUUAAAGUUGAUCAAAUUAAUGAUCAACCAACAGAUCUAACUAAUUCUGAUAUUCACAUGGGUAUAAAAAUAAAAGAACAAGAAAAUUUAAUUGUGAAAUUAGAAGAAAACACAAAAUGCAAUAUUGAUCAACAAUUAAAAGAAAAUAUAAAAGAAGGAACAGAUCAACAGUUAGAGAAUGAUCAAGAAUCAAAACCUAAAGUUGGUGAACCUAUUAAAAUUGAUAAACAUACACUUGACUAUAAAAUACAAUCAAAUGAACAAUUGACAGGUAAAAUCAAUCGAAGUGAUGAUGGAAAAAUGGUAGAUAAUAGUGGUGAAAAAAUCAUAUCAAAUGAAUCAUUUGCAAACACAGUUGGCCAAUAUACUGACAUUAAUGAGCAACCAAGUAUUGAUGUAGUUGAGCAAAAUACAUGCAUAUUAGAUACAUCAUUAUCAAAUGUAGUUGACCAAAGUAUUAUAACAGAUAAUAAAAUUUUGGCUAACGAUUGCACCACAAUUGAUAUAGAAAAACCAGUAGAUGAUUUAGUUGAAGAAAAUGAACCAGAACAAUUAUCUGAACAUACUGAACAUGUUCAAAAUACUGAUGAUUUGAAAACUAAUGCUGCUUGUUCUAAUAAUGACAAUUCUAUAAUAAAUGCAAUUGCUAGUAGUAGUAAAGCAUAUGAUCAAAUUUUAACAGACAAUGUCGAUCAAUGUUCCACAACCAUUAAACAAGUUGUUGGUAAUCAAAAUAAUAAUACAUCUAAGAAAACAUCACAUAACAUAAGCAAUAUUAUUGACACUGAUGUGACGAUAAUGACUGACGAUAGUGUUAAAACAAAUAAACAAUUAAUUAAUUCUGGUGAUAUUGAAAUUAAGCAACUAAAAAAUUUUCAGAUUACAAAUGAGAAAAACCUUUCUCAAGAAAAAAAACCAUCUGUUUCAAAUAUAGAUUGCCCAAAAAUUUUUAGUAAUAAACAUAGCUUAAAUAAAAUAUUACAAAAAUUGGAUGAUAUUAAGGAAAUGUCGGUAUGUACAAACUCUAAAUCUUCUAAUGUUGAUUUAGAAGUAGACCAAAUUGGUUUAGUGAAAUCUGAGUUAGAAAUAAAUGUUGAAGAAUCAAAUUUAAAGAGCAAGGAUAUUUUGAAGGAUUCAACUGUAAAAAAAGAAGAUAAAUUAACAGAAAAUGAAAAUAAUAUUUCACUCAUAAAUUCAACUGUACUAGAAAAUCAAAAAGAGAUUGUUAAUGCGAUUAAUAAAGUAACAAAAAGUGAUAAAGGUUAUGAACAAUCAUCAAUAGCAAUGGACCAAUGUAAAAAAGAUGAAAUAAAACGGGGAAAUUUAAAUGCGGAUCAUGCCGAAAUUAAACAAAAUAAGGCUAAAAAAGAAAAGCACAAAUUAUUUAAUGUCGUAUAUGAUACUGUUACUGAUGUUUGUAAUGAAGAAAAAUUAAAUUUAGAAGAAUUCAAAAGUGUUCAGUGUAACAAAGACAACCCUGUGCAAGAUUUAUCUGUACAAGAGAGUAAAUUGGAAACGGAAUCUCUAAUGGAAAUUGGUGAAGAUAGUGCUGUUGAAGUUUUUCAUAAAGAUAAAAAUGUUAUCAACAAAUCAACCAAAAUUUACAAGAAUCUAGAAAAUAAAGAAAAACAUAUAAAUUCUGAAAAAGAUAUAUUAAAUAAAAAUCUCAAAAUAAAAAUAAAGGAUCCGGCUGAGGAAGCUAUAUUAAAAUCUUCUGAAGAACAAAUUGUUACUUCACCAGUUCUUGAAGAUAUAUAUGAAAAUUCCGAUGAAACUAAGCAAGAGACAUUUCAGAAAAGUCCUAAAGAAGAGUUUGAUGAUAGCGUAGUUGUAGCUCAAACUUUUGAAGAAGAUUACAAUAAAAGUGAAGAAGAUGAAGUUAUUGAUGAAACACCAAAAAAGAAAGGGAGACCUGGGCGAAAAAAGGGAAAAAGAGGAAGGGCUAAAAAAAUUAUUACAGUCAAGCAAGAAAGUAAAAGUAUUGAAGAAGAAAAAGUAAAACGACCAUACAAACCUCGUCAAAAGAAAGUUGUUACCAUAUCAGAAGAAGUGACUGUGUUUCCAGAGCCACCAAGUGAUGACAAUGUGCGUAGAUCAAGGCGUAUUGCUGAAAUAAAAAUAAAAGAACAAUUUAUUCCUACUACACAAUAUGACGAUAUUGAUAUACCAUUAAAGAGUCCAAAGAAAAAAGAUAAAGCUGGAAAGAAAGGGUCAACACCGUCUAAAAAGUUUGAAAAUGCUGAAGAAUCUGAUGAUGAAGAUGAAGAAGAUCCUAUUUCUAAAAAGUUCAAGAAAAAGAAGAGGAAAGGAAAAUCUGAUUCCUUGAAGAAAAUCAACAUGAUAAAUCCUUGGAAUGUUGAUUCUGAAUCUAGCUCUUCCGAAAAUAACAUAGGACUAUUUGAAGACUACGAUCAUGAAGAAGAGGAAGAAAUUCCUAGACCGGGAAUUGAGCCUAAUAUUUCGGACCAUGAGUUUUCCCCUGAGUCAGAUAUUAACGAUGAAGAUGAAGAGUAUUUGCCGGAAAAAAGAGCUCGAACUGCUCAUAAAAAAGAUGAAGGUGAACAGUUAAAAGAUGACAUGUGUCAAAAAUGUAACAAAAGCGAUCAACCUGAAUGGAUUUUGUUAUGUGAUACUUGUAAUCAAGGAUGGCAUGCAUCUUGUCUCCGCCCUCCACUUAUGGUGAUCCCUGACGGUGACUGGUACUGUCCACCAUGUCGUCAUCAAGCUCUGUUGAAUGCAUUAAAAGACACUUUAAAAAGAUAUGAUGGUGAAUCGAAAAAAAGAGAAAAUGAAGAAUUGAGACGUAAACGGUUGGCGUAUGUAGGAAUAAGUCUCCAAAACGUUAUAUCAUCAAAAACGGAAGAAGUGAAAUCUGAAAAACUGCCUGAAGUACAUCAGUCUUCUGAGGAUGAUGAAGACGAAUCAGAAUCAGAAGAAUAUGACUCAGAACCAUUGUACACUUUAAGAGCUCGGCGACAAGCUAAUGUCAGUUACCGUUUUAACGAUUAUGAUGACAUGAUCAACGAAGCAAUUUUAGAAGAGACUGGUGCUGAUGAUUCUACAGCAAAAAAAUCACCCGAAGUGAAAACUGAUAAAAAUGAUAAUGAUGAAAAUAAUGAUUCUGAUGACGAUGAAAAUGACAAGGGUAGACAGGAUUCACCCAAUUGCACCAGCGUUGCUACAUUUGAGGGGGCGAAAAAAAUCAAAAAAGCUCACAAAUCUAGAUAUCAGUUCAGACGAUGGAUCAGACGAAGAUUUUAAAGGGCCUUCAGACGGGGAUGAUGAUUACGAUGAAGAUUUGAGCGAGUAUAGUGACGAUUCUGUCAAAAGACGGCCACAACCAACACGACGGUCUGUGCGGAACCGAAAAAACGUUGUUGAUCCUGACUUUAUCAAUGACGAUUCGAGUGAAGACAGUGAUCAACGCUCCAAAAAAAAGAGAUCGAGACCUUGGUCAGAUUCUUCGAAUAGCGAAGAAGAAGACUUAACGUGGGGAAAAAA